Salvelinus sp. IW2-2015 is the source of this 1162-nucleotide messenger RNA. The record is from RefSeq and is a predicted model, not a curated record. NCBI's taxonomy places the organism in Eukaryota, Metazoa, Chordata, Actinopteri, Salmoniformes, Salmonidae.
AUGCAAAAUGAAACGUUUGAAAGUGUUGAAAAAGCCCUUAGCAGGUUCUACAGGGAGAACUGUAAGAAGGACUUCAAAUGCAAAGAUUACACUGAAGACAAAAGAAAUUCAGCAGUAUGUUACUUACUGGAAUGUCUGGAUGGGGAGGAACCUGAGUGUGUCUCCAAUGUCUCAUACAGUCUAGCUGAGGUGGAGUUGGUCAGUUUGAAAGGMUUCAAGUGUCUGGUURMAGAUGCAUUCAAUCACAAAUAUAAUUCAUUACAAGAAGUCAGAGAACAAGAUAAAGAAUGUGAUGAUGUUUUUGUUGAUGCAGUGCGAUGCCAAAAAGCAACUACACUUGAUAAAAAAACUCCAACAAUAUAUACAACCACGUUACCCACCAUAAAUUACAAAACAUCAUUGAUCCCACCCAAAAUGUCAUCAUCAACAGCAACAACAACAACACCACCACCAGCAUCAUCAUUAACAUCGUCAACAAUAUCAAACAGCAGCAACAUGGAGUCACAAGAGCAGCGAUUACAAAGGAAGGUCAUAUCAGUCAGUACGUUGUUAGCUAUCUCUCUGAUAGCUAAUAUCAUCCUUCUCUUGGGUGUUGUCUACUUGUGGACCCGGGGGAAACGCCAGCAUGAAGGCAUGUCCCCUGCAAUGCCUGAACUGACAUUAUUGAAUGCAGUAGAGGUACAUAUUCUGAUGCGCAGGUAAUAUUCUCAGAAUGCCACGGCUUGGUGACUGAUGACUUGGGGAACUAAUCAAUCGAACCCAAGAGCGUUUGGAUAUGCAUGUAGUCAACAAAGUCUCUCUCUCUCUCUGUCUCUAUGUCGCUCUCUCUCUCUCAGAACGGCAACAGAGAUGCUCUGCAGCACUGACCCCUUUCAGAGGAAUAAUCCAUCUCUCUUCCAUCUGCCGCCAUUUUCCCCUCGCUUUCCCAGACGAAAAUUGACAAAUAUAUGAGCCAGAGAAAUGGAGCUAACAGUCCUGCCUCUCUGUCGCUCUCGCUCUCAUACACACGCUUCACACGCUUCACACCUCAGCCCUUCACACAGGGCUGAGGCCACAACUCUUCUUCUCCUGCCACUGGCAUUCUGGAGAUACUGUUGAAUAAGAGACUUCAGAAUAAAAGCAUUUGGACUUCAUAAUAAAAGCCUAUGAACAUCAUAAUAAA